AUGCACUCGGUCGCCAGACAACUCGCCAUUCGCGUGGCCACGUCUUACUCGUCGUCUUCGUCGAGUUCUUACUCGUCGUCUUACUCGUCGUCCAAAACGCUCAAAGGCUUUUCACAUUCCAAAAUCUUCGGGAAAAGGGCGAUGGUGAUGAAAUUUACGACGACGACGCCUCGAGCGUCCUCGGACUCUUCUUCAUCGAAGAACGAGAACGACAACACGGACGAAUCGAAACCGCAAAACGAACUGAUCGAAGCUCUGGAUAAAAUCUCAAAAAGGGAAAAUUUGGUCAAGAAGAACAAGAGGAAACAGCCGGAUGUUAUCGUGGAGAAUGCGGCACAUCCGCCGCCUGGUGGGUCGGCUGCUUCGUUAGGCGGCGGCGGGGGAUCGAAUACGGUGAUGGGACCGGGCACGUCCGAAGAGUGGCGCGAGUUGGACGAGAAAGUGAACACGUACCCGAGCGAGCGAAAAUUUCAAGCCAUUGGAGUUAACUCGCCGGAGUUUGUUGGAGACAUGGUGAAACUCGUGGAAGAUACGUUGGGCGACGGGAGGAAAGUGCAUCCGGAAAACGUGACGAGUAACUUGAGUAAAAACGGAAAGUAUUGCAGCGCAAACAUGACGGUUGUUUUGAUGAAUGGGGAAGAGUGA
Bathycoccus prasinos is the source of this 645-nucleotide messenger RNA. RefSeq lists its product with no specific name. The transcript is spliced from 2 exons. The coding region runs from base 1 to 645 and encodes 214 amino acids. The record is from RefSeq and is a predicted model, not a curated record. NCBI's taxonomy places the organism in Eukaryota, Viridiplantae, Chlorophyta, Mamiellophyceae, Mamiellales, Bathycoccaceae.